AUGGCUGAGGAAAAUAAUGAGAAAGGAGUUGAAAAUGAAGAUUCUGAUAAGUCUUUAGGAGAUAUGGGGAAAGAAAAUGUAGGAUCAGAAAAAACGAUAGAAAAUGAUCAAGGAGUGACUAAUGAGUUGUUGCAAAAAAGAUUUGAAUGUUUAAAUAAUACUAUUGAGAAUAUGAACAUUCAUUUUAAUAAUAUAUUAAAAGAUAAUGAAGAAAAAUAUAUAUUAGCAUUUAAUACAUAUAUGUAUGAUGUUCAAAAAGAGAUUCGAAUUUUGAAAAAGAUAGUCAAGCAAGAAAAAAUAAAACAAUUAAAAGAUGAAAAAGUUAAAAAAUUACAAAAAGAGCUUAAAUGGUAUAUCAAUGAAUGUUUAAGAUUAGACACAUUUUCUGAAUUUUUAAAAAAAGAAGCAGAAAAAUGGAAGAGAAAUAGUGAGCUUAUGAAAAAUCACAUGAUAUAUUUAGAAGAAAAAUUAUCAAAAACAUAUGAAAAAUUUAUUAAAAAGGGAAGCCUAAAAAAGGAAAAGAAAGAAAAUAUAAAUAACACAACUAGUAUGAAUCAAAGCUGUAAUAAGGGAAGUAUUCCUAUCAAAGAGGAAGAGAAACCAAAAGAAGAAAAUAAAUUAAAGCGUAAUGAAAAGGAAAAUGAUAAAAUAUAUAAAGAAUUGAAUUAUAAAAUAAAAAAUUUAGAAAAAAAAUUAAAAAAACAAAUAACCUUAAAUUGUAGUUUGCAACAAAAACUUACAAAACAUUAUAUUGAGAAAUCAAAAUACGAGAAAUUAUUUGUGGAUUGUGUUCACCAAAUUAAAAAGGACUUAGGAAAAUUAUCUAUGAGUAAUGAUAAAGAGAAAUAUAUAGACGAAAAUUUUUCAUCAUUAAUAAAUGAAUCUAAAUUUAGUUAUUUUACUAAAGAAGAUAAAAAGAAGUUGUUAAUUUCUUUUUUUUCUUCUAAUGAUUUGAUAAAUUUAAUGAAAAAACAGGUUUUUAGUAAAGAACAGGAAUCUUUUAAUUUAAAACAAAAAAAUAGUUAUCCAAGUACAAGAAUAACAAAUCAAAAACUGUCAGAUAUAUCACCAUUUAUUUUGUAA
Messenger RNA from Plasmodium vinckei vinckei, 1083 nucleotides. Its product is annotated as conserved Plasmodium protein, unknown function. The record is from RefSeq and is a predicted model, not a curated record. The coding region runs from base 1 to 1083 and encodes 360 amino acids. The transcript has a single exon. NCBI's taxonomy places the organism in Eukaryota, Apicomplexa, Aconoidasida, Haemosporida, Plasmodiidae.